AACCUAACGAACGAGUGUGGAGGGAUAGAACGGGGAAGCAGGUGAAAAGCUUAGGAUAAAAAAGGGUACGAGGAUAACUUAUUAUGACUAUGAGGAAUAUGGGUUUUUGCAGAGCUGGCAGUUAACGUUUCAUGGAUUGGCUCCUUCUGCAUCUCAUAUCCACACCACACUCACAUGUACAUCAAUCCAUACCAGUUACUAUUCUCUCUCUCCCUCCCUCUCUCUUUACAGAUAUAUCACUCUCACAGCAGUUAGCUGCUGCCAUCUCCCCAACCCAGUCCCUCUCAUUGUUUCUUCAUUUUGUUGUUCUUACAUUUAUUCCCUCCAUUAAAGCUCUUGUACUACCCCUCUCUCUCUCUCUCUCUCUCUCUAUAUAUAUAUAUAUAUAUAUACACACACACACACACACAUAUAUAUACCUUGUGCAGAUAUAGUGAGAGAAAGCGGAGACUUACUGGAGAGAAGAAAUGCCUUUGGUGAGGGUUCAGGUGAGGAACGAGUACGGCUUGGGACAGCCCCAGCUGUACACAGAGGUGGACAGAGAAGACCCCAAGGCGGUGCUCGAUGGAGUGGCUGUAGCUGGACUUGUUGGGAUCUUGCGCCAAUUGGGCGAUCUUGCUGAAUUUGCUGCAGAGGUUUUUCAUGGCUUACAGGAGCAAGUGAUGAGUACAUCUUCUAGAAGCCAUAAAUUAAUGGUUCGCCUACAAGGCUUUGAAACUGCAUUUUCUCCUCUUGAGAAGGGCAUUAUGGCCCAAAAGAGCCACUUACAUUUUGCUUACACAGCUGGUACUGUCAAGCAUCCUCAUCUCCAAAAUGAACAAAAUCAGUUUAUAUAUGGUGACUUGCCACAUUUUGUAAUGGAUUCUUAUGAAGAAUGUCGUCAUCCUCCUUGUCUACAUUUGCUUGACAAAUUUGACAGUGGUGGCCCAGGAUCUUGCUUAAAGAGAUACUCAGAUCCGACUUUCUUUAGAAGGGCAUCCACCAUCACUGGUGAAGGAAAUGUUGGGAGAGCCUCUAAAGAUGGGAAGGCUCGUCAAAGCAAGACAAAGAUAAGGAGGAACAGAGUUUGCCUUGGUUCAUCAGUAUCCAAUCAUAGUGACAGGACUCGAUCUACUUCUGUACAAGUUGAUGGGCAUUCUGUGUCCCCAUUUGAUGUCAGAUUGAAAUCUGACCUGGGAGACAGGUAUAAUUCUUUUGAUUCAAGAACUGGGUCAAGCUAUGCACAGCAUGUUUCCAAUUUGAAUUACUACAUGGUACCUGAAGAACGUGAACCUAAAGAUUCAUCCUUUUCCAGUUUAAGAAUGCACCAUAAUGACUGCACGUACUCAGCUUCUGUUGACACAAAUAAUGGAGUUGCACAUGAAGAUUUUCCACAAAGUGUAUCACAGGAGAAAACUGGCCCUCUUCCAUCAUGUGUUAAUUGGGAUGAAAAGACAGAAAAAGCAGAGCCUUCAGGUCAACUGUUUGAUCAUGACGAAACUGCAGAAAUGCUCACAGAAAACUUUAGCCGAGAUGCUCAAAAGAAGGGAGAAGAAAACUUUAGAAGUGUUGAUCAAAGGAAUUUUCACUUUGACAAUAAAGACACAACAUCAUCAAUCUCUGGCCAGAAUCAGCCUGAUGAUGUUGAAAGUGAACCAGAUAAGUACAUGGAUGCCCUUAACACCAUUGAAUCAGAAUCUGAAACUGAUAAAGGAAGACGAAUAAAGAAGGAUGUGGAGCACUAUUCCAAUUCCAAUGAUGAUCAAAUACAAGAUGGAGCACAUGGUCUCACAGGGCAUUACUCGGAAAUGCAGCCAUCAGAAGUUGAAUCUUGUGCUGCAGCUUACGGUUCCUCAAACAUUUUAACAUCCUCUUAUAGACUUUCCAGUUUUAAUCAUCAAGGAGCACAAAACAUUGGGCAUGGACGGUCAUCAUAUCAUCCUGGCAUUCGACCAUCAAACAUGGAAGUAUGUCCUGCAGCUUACAGUUCAUCAAUCAUUGAAAUGCCCUUUGAUAAACCUAAUUCUGUGUCCUCGCUGGUGUAUGCUUAUGAAGCUUUAUCUCAAAUGGCGAAAGAGACUUCUGAUAUGAGAAAUUAUCAAGGCAUGGACUUUCAUAGAAAUGACGAGAUUCUUGAUGGCUCAAAUGAAGAAUCUGUUGUCAGCAGUUUACUGCACCCUAGCUCCUUAGAAACUAAUCCAAAGUCUACAAGUGAUCAGAUUAUUUGCACUUCCUAUGGAUCUGACAAGUCUAGGAUGGAGCAUUCUGGUGUCCAAUCAGUUAAAUUCUGGACAAAUGGGGGCCUACUAGGACUUGAGCCAUCAAAGCCUCUAGAUUUCAGCCUAGCAAAGCCUGUAACUCAGGAAUCUGCAACCAGAACUGAAGAUGACAUAAGUCCUUCAAAUCAAAGCAGCACUUUUAAUAGUGAUGGAGAUGGAAGAAACCCAGAUAAGUUCAUCUGGAGCUCUAAAAGUAUUGAUCGGAAUUCUUCUAGUCCCUCCAUGUCGUGCCCCCGUGAUCAAGAUGCUAUGUCUAAUAAAAAAAUAUCCUGGAAAUUUUCACCAACUGAAGCAGGCACCAAUCACAAACGUUAUGAUGAUUCUCAUCAUAGUAGAGUUAUCAAUGAUCUUGAGCAUAGUUUGAAAGGAAGCAGUGCAGCUAUACAUGAGGCUGAGCAGACAGUCACUGCUAAUGUGAAAGCUACAUCUCCUGGAGAAAGUCAGAGCGGGGGUGAAAAUGCAUCUCAGGUCUUUGGACUAAGCAAUGGCUUCCUUGGAAGUGAUUUUCAAAGAAAAGCUUUAGUUGUUCAUGAUGAGAAGGCUGAACUUCCUUCCUUCAGGAAAACUGGUGUCCAUGUGCCAAACAGAAGGAACCACAUUGCAGCAUAUCAAACACCAUCAGAGAAGACUUUCGAGGAGAAUCUUGGAAGUGGGUCUCCUAUAAAUUCACCUUGUUCUUCACCACCACUGCAGCAUAUGAAGAUUUCUUUCCAGCCUAUAAAUGGUUUUGAGACUUCCAAACUAAAACUAAAACUUCCCAAUAUGAUUUACCUUCAUGGAAGCAGCGGAGAUAUGUUACCUUCAUUUCAAUUAGUCCCAGAGUCCACUGAUUCACGUGACAAUGAUUCGGACUCAGAUGAUGAUACAUUUUGUAGAUCAUCUUCAUAUAUUUCGGAUGACUGUCUUAGCCAUCACUCAGAUUCAAAUUCUGAGCAAUGGGAAUCUGAUGAUACCCCACCAUGCAAAGAUGAGCUAUGUGACACUUUACACAGAAUCUCAUCAACAGAAUCUGCUUCAAGAUCUGUGGGGCUUGGCAGAACAGGAAAUGGACGUUUUAAUGCAGACCCUAGACUUCAAAGUCCAUAUGUUGAAACUUGUCCUGAAUCUGGUCAAUCAUCUGAUCUUCCAAGUUUGAGCACUCUAAACCCUUUAUUUGAGAAAGAAAUGAAAACUGGUUCUGAUGCAAAGGAUUUGCUAGAGUCCCUCCUUCCCAAGGAGACGACACCAUCACCUCCACCACUACCUCCACUACAAUGGCGGGUUACAAAAUCCCAGUCAGAUGUGACCACUGGCAAACUAGAUUCCAUGUCCAAUGCCUUGAAUCAUGCAUUUGAUAUGAAGGCUAUGGAAUCUACCAUCUCUCCUGAAUCUUGCCCAAUCCCAGUCAAGCCACAACAAAAUACUGACAAGGCCAUUACAUUCACACCUAAAAAGCAGCCUGAAGCACACAAAUUAAAUUUAGAGAAUCACGUUAAUCAGGCUAUCAAUUACAAGAGCAUUGAUGAAAAGGAAGAUUUUCUGCAUCAGAUUAGAACCAAAUCAUUCAGCCUGAGGCGCACCGUGACAGAAAAGCAAACUGAUACACCAGCGCACACUGCCAGUGACAAGGUUGUAGCAAUUUUAGUGAAGGCAAAUGCAAUUCGCCAGGCUGUUGGAAGCGAUGAUUGUGACGACGAAGAUGGUUGGAGUGAAGCUUGAUUUCCUUUAGAUGUUACUGUCCCAAGCCAUGGCGAAACCAUCCCCUUGAAUCCUUCAUCUUUGCCGUCAUUAGCUUUAAGCGUUUAAUUACGUGUAUCUUUUAUGAGGUUAGAUGCUCGUGUUGUGUUAUAUAUGCAUAAUAAUAGCUGAGGCUGAGAAAUAUACAGGAAUAGUUCUUCUUCUCGGGUCCCAUGCAUAUUCUUUUAUUUUGAAUUUAACUAACGAUUCCUGAUGCCUAUAAUAAACAAUAAUCUUAGAACU
This is a messenger RNA of Diospyros lotus (date-plum), 4217 nucleotides long. RefSeq names its product protein SCAR3. Gene Ontology annotation, biological process: positive regulation of Arp2/3 complex-mediated actin nucleation; actin cytoskeleton organization. The record is from RefSeq and is a predicted model, not a curated record. The coding region runs from base 468 to 3956 and encodes 1162 amino acids. NCBI's taxonomy places the organism in Eukaryota, Viridiplantae, Streptophyta, Magnoliopsida, Ericales, Ebenaceae. Gene Ontology annotation, cellular component: cytoskeleton. Gene Ontology annotation, molecular function: protein kinase A regulatory subunit binding; Arp2/3 complex binding. The transcript has 9 exons.